Molecule: messenger RNA, 1062 nt
Organism: Penicillium concentricum
Lineage: Eukaryota; Fungi; Ascomycota; Eurotiomycetes; Eurotiales; Aspergillaceae
Product: HNH endonuclease signature motif containing protein
Exons: 4
Coding region: 1-1062 (353 amino acids)
Source: RefSeq, a predicted model, not a curated record
AUGGCAAAGAGAAAUCGAUCAGCUUCACCUUCCAAUACGCCGCGUGACCAACGAGCUAUGCGUCGAUUAGCAAGAACAUCCCCGCCCACAGCACUCCCGCCCACAGCACCCCACAGACUGUCAACACUCUCCACAGACACUGCAGACUCACUGACAAGCUUAGAGAAAGACGCCCGGGUUAAGGUCCACGCUUAUGAAAACCAGUCUCUCCGUCACGAGACGCUGUUGAAAAGCGGCUUGGAUGCAUUUCUCACGUGGCUACCAGAGGCCGGUAGAACCACACUCGCGAGGGAUGUUAUUCAGAAAAGCUCCGACGGAGAGCUGUACGAUGUUUUUGAGAACCUUUUCACCGGAAUUGCUGCACCGAAUAAUCCUCACUCAAAGCGCCAGGAGCACGUCGAUACAGUUGCCUCCACCCUCAAUCAACCCAAAACGCGUGACCCUUCGUUUGGGGCACAGCUCCAACUGCGGGAUACCUAUUGCUGUGUGAUAACGGGUCAACUGAACACUGAUCAAUGGGAGCGCGAAGGAGAACCAAGAAAUGUUUUCCAUGGCCCGACUGAGGGGGCUCACAUAAUACCUUUUGCGUUUGCCUCUUGGUCAGGGGUGUCCGGAGCGCCAAGAGACACAUCAACUACCUGGUCUUUACUGUACAAGUGUUUCCCUGCGCUACGCAAAAUACUUUCAGCAGAGGAGAUCAACACUCUUCGCAAUGGGAUCACUCUUCGAGACUCGGUGCAUACCCAGUUUGGCAUAUUCACAAUUGCCUUGAAGCCUACCGGCAUCGAAAACGAGUACGAGGUGAAGACUUACAAGUGCUAUCCCCCGGCUGACAUCCGCGCCAUUCUCUCCGAUCGGCGCAUUCCAAGCCCCGCAAUUCUCGAUGCGCAUUGGAGAAUGUGCGAAAUUUUCGAUGCAUCUGCUAUGGGAGAGGUCAUUGAACGAUAUCUUCGGGACUGGGAAGAGUUGAGAGGCUCUGAGUGCGCUGUUAUUAGAGAGGACGGUACGACCAAUCUCGCUAGUCUGCUGGAUAUCGCGCUAUGGGGCCAAGUUUCCGCAUGA